CAUCGCUCGUCAUUCGCCUGCUGACUCGAUCACCGCAAACUCACCUCUCUCUUGUCCUUCCAUCGUCCCAGUCUAAUACCCCUCCUUCUUCUCCCCCAAGACAACCAACCUUCCACAAAGCAACAUGGAAACCACGACCGACAGCCCCCUCUCCUCCUACAUCGCUGACGACGCGCCCUGGAGCGCCUACCCCCCUGUAGUCCUCCGAGAACAAUGCAUUCGACGGACUCUCUCCCCAGUAGGUGAUGCCAACGAGUUGCGCUUCCGCCUCGACGACUAUCACCAGCGCCACAAGCGCGAAGAGCGUGCCCAUUUCCCCUGGCGCGUUGCGAAGGACAUUGCCUACACCAGAGCAGAGACCGAGGCUCAUGCGAAAACCUUUCGGGUGCUGAGAGUGCUCGACCGCAGCUCCUUGGGUAGGAUCGAGAGCCAUUUCAACCUUGUUGGGGGGAGCGGCAAAUAUAUGACGGAUUACGCCAAUGUUACUAUUGGUAGUAAUCCGACUUGUAACUGCGCUUUCAAGAACACAAAGACAGAUGCCGGCUACAGCAACUGGACCUGUCCGCACAUCAUCUACGUCCUCAAGUACAUUCUCGGCUGCCCGAAUCCCCUGCGCUUCCAAGCCGCGUUUCUCUUCGACGAGCUAGUCAAGAUCUACCGGUACAGCACCGUCUUUGAGCUGAUCGACCGCUACGGCCUUCAUCUCCCUCGCGUUAGUCGGCCGCGGAAGCCCCAGCCCCGCCUAAACUACCUCCCCUGCCAUGACAUUUACCCGACCCAAAUCUGCACGAUUUGUUUCCGCCUCAUCCGUUUGGAACAGACUGAGAGAACGAGGCCUUGUAGUUCCUGCGGGCUGCCUGUUCACCGUUCGUGUCGCACCCUGGUAAGACGUCUUAGUCGGACUGGUUGGAGCCCGGAGACAAGGGAUAAAAAGUGUUCGCUUCAUCAUAACAGAUCGGCUUGGAGGACAUACCUGGAUAUUGUCUUAAGAGGGGCAGCGGCUGAUCCUGUUGUGGCUAAAUAUCGGGCUAAGAUGGAGAAAGCUAUUGCAGAGGCGAUGGAAGACGUCGAGGAUGUUGAGAUGGAGGACGUUUGCGACACUGACUUUUGGCUUGAGGGUAACGAGCUUGAGAUGGAGGAUAGCUCUGACUCUGAGGACGAUGACGACGACGACCAACAGGCGGUUGAUGGCGUCAACAAGCAAGAAGAUAACGCCGACCAAGCCUCCACCGCUACUGAUAUCGCUACCGCCAAUGUCACCAGUGACGGAGAGCGCGAGAUGACUCUCUGCAUCAGGCUUGGUCGAGGUGUCAACGACCAAGAAUGACUUGCUGAGAGGUCAUGUUUUUGAUGGCUUGGGAGAAGAUGUCCAGUGGCAUCAGGAACAGGUGACUGGAAAAUCGAUGUCUAGUGGCAUCGUGAAUUCGGGAUUGGUGGUCAAGCGACCUUCUCCGAAACAAGAUGAUCUUGAAAAGCAAGAGUAAUUCUUCAAGGAUCUGACGGGGUUUAACGUUGCUUCAGGCAACUUAGCUCACACUUCCUCGUGGUCU
Messenger RNA from Neurospora tetraspora, 1550 nucleotides. RefSeq lists its product as uncharacterized. Gene Ontology annotation, molecular function: ubiquitin protein ligase activity. NCBI's taxonomy places the organism in Eukaryota, Fungi, Ascomycota, Sordariomycetes, Sordariales, Sordariaceae. The coding region runs from base 125 to 1327 and encodes 400 amino acids. The record is from RefSeq and is a predicted model, not a curated record. The transcript has 2 exons.